Molecule: messenger RNA, 4535 nt
Organism: Durio zibethinus
Lineage: Eukaryota; Viridiplantae; Streptophyta; Magnoliopsida; Malvales; Malvaceae
Source: RefSeq, a predicted model, not a curated record
UCUCUUUCUCUCUGUUUUCUUGCUUUCUAAUUUCCAUAGCUACUUUCUCUGCAAGCAAUAAAGCAAGUUGAAAUAAAAUCCGAAAAACAAACGAAAUGCUCUUCGCUUUUGUUUGUCAAGCCAUGUGAGUUUACUGGCAAGCUCUCUUCUUCUUUUUAUUCUUACGCAUUCUCUUUACCGAGUCACUGACUCAGUAGUCAGCGUCUCUCCAAAAUGGCGUCUUCUUCUCGAGCAAGAAGCAGCUCGCCGUUCUCAUAUCGAAAACCUUCGAGUCCGUUCUCAUCCACUUCUUCAACUUCAUCGUUAAUGAGCAACAAACUAAUGCCUCCCACGUGCUCGUCGUCGGCGUCUUCGUACUUCAACUCAGGAAGUGGUUACGGUUCUCGAUCGAUGACGCCGAGUCAGUCCAGGUCCGAUUCGCUGUACUACGGUUCACGCGGUUACAAUGCUCACACACCAGUCGCUUACGAGCCGGAGGAGAUAAUAGGCGGGCCGUUGGAAGCGCCGAGAUCGGGGGAUAGUAUUUCAGUUACGAUUCGGUUUCGGCCGUUGAAUGAAAGGGAAUUCCAGAGAGGGGAUGAGGUCGCGUGGUACGCGGAUGGCGAUAAGAUUGUGAGAAGCGAGUAUAAUCCAGCUACAGCUUACGCAUUUGACAGAGUAUUCGGACCUCAUGCAACUUCUCAAGAGGUUUAUGACGUAGCUGCUAAACCUGUAGUGAAGGCUGCAAUGGAAGGUGUUAAUGGAACUGUUUUUGCUUAUGGUGUUACAAGUAGUGGGAAGACACACACUAUGCAUGGAGACCAAAAUGCUCCUGGUAUUAUACCAUUGGCAAUAAAGGAUGUGUUCAGCAUUAUCCAGGAUACUCCAGGGAGAGAAUUCUUACUCCGUGUGUCAUAUCUUGAAAUCUACAAUGAGGUGAUAAAUGACUUACUUGAUCCAACUGGUCAAAAUUUGCGUGUUAGAGAAGAUGCCCAGGGAACUUACGUUGAGGGUAUAAAGGAAGAAGUGGUUUUGUCUCCCGGGCAUGCCCUUUCUUUUAUUGCUGCAGGGGAAGAGCAUCGUCAUGUCGGUUCAAAUAACUUCAAUCUCAACAGUAGCCGAAGUCACACAAUAUUCACAUUGAUGAUUGAGAGUAGUGCUCACGGUGAUGAAUAUGAUGGAGUUGUCUUCUCUCAACUUGUAUGUUUUAAUUCACUGUCAUUUUUCAAGAAAGAAUAUUCCUCUCUAAUAAAUGGCUUAACUUGCCACUUUAUUUGUUCCUUUCUCCAGAAUUUGAUUGAUUUAGCUGGAUCUGAGAGCUCAAAAACUGAGACAACCGGACUAAGGAGAAAGGAAGGAUCUUACAUAAACAAAAGUCUUCUAACUCUUGGAACUGUAAUAGGAAAGUUAAGUGAAGGAAAAGCAUCCCAUGUUCCAUAUCGAGACUCCAAGCUUACCCGCCUUUUGCAAUCUUCACUUAGUGGGCAUGGACAUGUUUCGCUUAUUUGCACAGUCACACCUGCAUCUAGUAAUAUGGAGGAAACUCAUAAUACCCUGAAGUUUGCAAGCAGGGCAAAGCAAGUGGAAAUCUAUGCCUCACGUAAUAAGAUUAUUGAUGAAAAAUCAUUGAUUAAGAAGUAUCAAAGAGAAAUUUCCGUCCUAAAAGAAGAACUUGAUCAUCUAAGGCAGGGAAUGCUUGUUGGUGUUAAUCAUGAAGAACUUUUGAGCUUAAGGCAACAGUUGGAGGAAGGACAGGUGAAAAUGCAGUCCAGAUUAGAGGAAGAAGAGGAAGCCAAAGCUGCUUUGAUGAGCAGAAUCCAAAGGCUCACCAAGCUUAUACUUGUUUCUACCAAAGCUAGCAUUCCUGGAUGUUUGAGUGAUGUACCAAGUCAUCAUAGGAGUCAUUCUGUUGGUGCGGAUGAUAAACUGGAUGUAGAUGGUACCUUGAUCAUAGAUGGUGAGAACCAAAAAGAUUCUCCAUCUUUGAUUGCAGCGCUUGCUUCUGAUCCAUCUUAUGAGUUUAAACACAGAAGAUCCUCCAGCAGGAGAAAUGAUGAGCUCUCGCCAACAAGCAGUACUGUCACUGAAUCAACUCAAGCGGGUGAACUUAUUAGUGUGACAAAACUGCUGGCAGGUGGGAUGACAUCAGAUCAGAUGGACCUUCUUGUUGAGCAAGUUAAGAUGCUUGCUGGAGAGAUUGCAUUUAGCACCAGUACCCUGAAACGCCUGUUGGACCAGUCUGUAAAUGAUCCUGAUAGCUCAAAAGCUCAGAUACAGAAUUUGGAAAUAGAGAUUCAAGAAAAGAGGAGGCAAAUGAGGGCUUUAGAGCAACACAUAAUUGAGAGUGGUGAAGCUUCAAUUGCUAAUGCAUCAUUUGUGGAUAUGCAGCAGACAGUUAUGAGAUUGAUGACUCAGUGUAAUGAAAAAAGUUUUGAGCUGGAGAUAAAAUCAGCAGAUAAUCGUAUCCUCCAAGAACAAUUGCAGAACAAGUGUUCUGAGAAUGAGGAAUUGCAAGGGAAGGUGAAUCUCCUGGAGCAGCAGUUGGCAUCUCUUUCUGGUGACAAAUUAUCUUCUGAACAGGGAAUAUCUGGAGAAUAUGCUGACGAGUUAAGAACAAAGAUUCAAUCUCAGGAGAUUGAGAAUGAAAAACUAAAACUAGAACAGGUGCAACUUUCUGAGGAGAACAGUGGGUUGUGUGUCCAAAAUCAGAAACUUGCUGAGGAAGCUUCUUAUGCUAAAGAAUUGGCGUCUGCUGCUGCUGUUGAGUUAAAGAAUUUGGCUGGUGAGAUGACCAAGCUCUCAGUACAGAAUGCCAAACUGGAGAAGGAAUUAUUGGCUGCUCAAGAGUUGGCGCACUCUAGAGGUUCUGCUAAUCUAACUGUCAAUGGUGUCAACCGUAAGUAUAGUGACAGCAUGAAACCUGGUAGGAAGGGGCGGCACUCUGGCCGCUCUCAUGACUUUUCUGGAGCAGUUGGUGAUCAGUUUGAGUUGUGGAAUCUUGAUCCAGAUGACCUAAAGAUGGAACUACAGGCUAGGAAACAAAAGGAGGCAGCUCUUGAAGCCGCCCUAGCUGACAAGGAGUUCAUAGAAGAUGAAUACAGGAAAAAGGUUGAAGAAGCAAAGAAGAGGGAGGAAGCUCUGGAGAAUGAUUUAGCUAACAUGUGGGUGCUUGUUGCUAAGUUGAAGAAAGAGGGAGCUGCUACUGUUGAGAGUAAUACAGAUGAGCACCAUGGUAAUGGUCUGGAUAAUGUUGAUGAUCCAAAAGCAAACAACAUUGAGAUUAAUGAUAUCCUGAAAGAGAGACAAGUUUCAGAAGUGUCAUUAAAAUCAGCUAAUGAAAUACCUAACGAAGAGCCCCUGGUUUCUCGCCUGAAGGCCCGAAUGCAAGAGAUGAAGGAAAAGGAGCUCAAAUCCCUGGGAAACGGAGAUGCCAAUUCCCAUAUGUGUAAAGUAUGUUUUGAAUCACCAACCGCUGCAAUUCUUCUCCCUUGUCGGCAUUUUUGUUUAUGUAAAUCUUGUUCGCUUGCUUGUUCUGAGUGUCCAAUUUGUCGCACAAAGAUUGCGGAUAGGCUUUUUGCUUUCACUUCUUGACACUACUAUUUAUACCCUCCUAACGAAGGUCAUGCAAAUUAAUUCUUUUCUAUUUGUAGUAUACACACUCAUCUUCUAUUAUGAGAUAAAUCGAAUCGAAUGAAGAAACUUCGAUUCGCUCUUCUAGCUGUCUGCCCACAUCAAAAAAGAGCUGUUCAGAUCAUGAAAUUUUAACAUUUUAUCUUUUUUGCUUGCAGGGUUCGAUCACCUGUUUCCUGUUUUCAAUGUGAUAAGCGGGUACAAUUCUUUCAUUGGUUUUCCGUAUUUAACUGUUUAAAAGGUUUGUCAAUGGCUUGUUCUCUACCUCACUGUCACUGGGGAGCUGUAAAAAUAAGAAAGAGAUUAAUGGUCAAAAAGAUUUAAAAAAGGGGUAAAAUCACUACAUCCAAAAUUCAGAUACACGAUGUUGCUUUGUUUUGCAGCGAAAUUUGUGAUCUGUCUUUUAAAACUUUCAAUUGUUACGUACAGAAACGAUUUACGCUUCCUAUGAAGCAACUUUUCGUGCCGUGGCUAUUUGUAAAAUGUUAUUGUUCAUAAACCAUGACUGUCUUCAUUUUAGGAAACGAAAUUGCCCAGGAUAUCGAUGUUAUGUUAGACAAUUAGGCUAUAAUUUUUCUGCAAUGUUGAGUUGCCGAUCUCUUUCAUUCUUUAACUCAAAGCUCAAAUCUCCCUCUGUUGCUUUUACUUUUCUUGGUUUAUGUAGCAAACCUGAAGGGGGAAGGGCAUAACACAGAUAAAAAAUGUCAACAGUUUCUUGAGAUUUAUUAAUUUAGGGUUGAACUUUUAUUGUUCGUAAGGGGAUCCUUGGGGUUUCCCUUUUUUUCUUCUUUCGACCAGAAGUGGUCAUCGCCUCAAUCCCAGUCCCCCGCCUUAACCAGGAAAUGAACAUCAAAGUAGCUGUUUUGGGGGUUUCAAAAUAUCGUAAGGGGAUCCUUAGGGUUUAUGUUUUAUUGUAAGGUUGAUUA